Messenger RNA from Kwoniella shivajii, 1440 nucleotides. Its product is annotated as glutathione-disulfide reductase. The coding region runs from base 1 to 1440 and encodes 479 amino acids. The transcript has 12 exons. Gene Ontology annotation, molecular function: NADP binding; glutathione-disulfide reductase (NADPH) activity; flavin adenine dinucleotide binding. Gene Ontology annotation, biological process: glutathione metabolic process; cell redox homeostasis; cellular response to oxidative stress. The record is from RefSeq and is a predicted model, not a curated record. Gene Ontology annotation, cellular component: cytosol; mitochondrion. NCBI's taxonomy places the organism in Eukaryota, Fungi, Basidiomycota, Tremellomycetes, Tremellales, Cryptococcaceae.
AUGCCUCCUUUGACUAAAACCCAAGCUUCUGAAAUCGAGGAAUAUGAUUACUUUGUAAUUGGUGGUGGAUCAGGUGGUCUUGCUUCUGCUCGAAGAGCAUCUUCUUACGGUGCUAAAGUCGGUCUCGCCGAAGCUACCUAUAGACUCGGUGGAACAUGUGUUAACGUGGGAUGUGUUCCUAAGAAGAUCAUGUGGUACACCGCUGAUAUCGCUGACAAUCUCCGUAAAUCCGCUGCAUAUGGAUUCGGUAAAGAGGGCGAAGGAAACAAGAUCGCUGAGGAUUUCAACUGGACUGAAUUGAAGCAUAAGAGAGAUGCUUAUAUCAAGAGAUUGAACGGUAUCUACGAGAGCAAUCUUGUCAAGGACAAAGUUGAUUAUCAUUCCGGUUACGCAUCAUUCAUCGACAAAAACACACUUGAAAUCCAAGGAUUGGACGGUGAAACUUAUCAAGUGAAGUCCAAGAAAAUCACUGUCGCAGUAGGAGGACGACCAACUAUUCCAUCUGACGAAACCAUCCCUGGGGCUUCAUACGGUAUUGACUCGGAUGGUUUCUUUGAUAUUGAAGAACAACCUAAACGAGUCGCUGUUGUCGGUGCAGGAUAUAUCGCAGUUGAAUUAGCAGGUGUAUUCAAUACUCUAGGUACAGAAACUCAUAUCGUCAUUAGACACGAUGAGGUUUUGAGAACUUUCGAUCCUAUGUUAAGCGAAGUUUUGAUGCCUUACAUGGAAAAAACCGGUAUGAACAUCCACAGAAGUUCAAAUGUCAAAAAAGUAGAAAAGACAUCAUCAGGAUCAUUAUUGCUUCAUAUCGAUUCAUUGGAAAAACCACUAGAAGUAGAUGUAUUAUUAUGGGCCAUAGGAAGACAUUCCAAUACUGAAAAACUCGGAUUGGAGAAAGUUGGAGUUGAAACAGUUGGAAAAGGUGAUAUCAAGACGGAUGACUAUCAAAAUACCAAUAUUGAAGAUAUUUAUGCCGUUGGUGAUGUAGGAGGUAAAGCUUUAUUGACUCCAGUUGCUAUUGCAGCUGGAAGAAGAUUAAGUAAUAGAUUAUUCGGUCCUGAACAAUAUAAAAAUGAUAAAUUAUCUUAUGAAAAUAUACCUUCUGUUGUUUUCUCUCACCCUACUAUCGGUUCAGUAGGUUUAUCUGAACCUGAAGCAGUAGAGAAAUUCGGUAAAGACAAUUUGAGAAUUUACAAGACAUCUUUCAAAGCAAUGUCAUUCGCUAUGCUUGACGAAAACCAUAAACAACCAACCGCGUACAAAUUAAUUUGUACAGGUCCAGAAGAGAAAGUCGUCGGAUUACACAUUAUCGGUGAAGGUUCCGAUGAAAUUUUACAAGGAUUCGGAGUCGCUAUCAAGAUGGGAGCUACUAAAGAUGACUUCGAUUCUUGUGUUGCUAUCCACCCCACCUCAUCCGAAGAAUUAGUCACUCUUCGAUAG